Messenger RNA from Sipha flava (yellow sugarcane aphid), 2135 nucleotides. Its product is annotated as USP6 N-terminal-like protein. The transcript is spliced from 9 exons. NCBI's taxonomy places the organism in Eukaryota, Metazoa, Arthropoda, Insecta, Hemiptera, Aphididae. The coding region runs from base 228 to 1787 and encodes 519 amino acids. The record is from RefSeq and is a predicted model, not a curated record.
AUCGCGGUUGACACUUGAGCGUUUGGUUUAGACUUCGUGAUAAUCGUCACUUAUAUAAGCGUUUGCGUGAUUGAAUUUCGGUCGUUUUUUUUCGUCUGAUGCAUGAUGGCCUACAUACCAAAAUGCUGACAUCUGAGUUAGGUUUCUAGACUACAGAAUAAUCAAGAUCCCGCGGACGAUAAUAGUCGGACAGUGCAAAACGGCCAUGAGAAACAUUUUUCAGUGUAAUGAAUGAGGACGAGAUAGCCGAUAAGGUAUACGAGGAGAGAGAAAGAAUAGUUGAUUUGUACAGGAAUGGGCCUGGAGAUGGAACUAUUAUAGACCCUGUUGAUGAUCCAGCCUUCAAUGACUACCACAAGCUUGACAGGUUUGGUUUCAUAAGUGAUGUGACCAAAUUGAAAAAAGAAGAUCCUCAAGAAAUCAAAAUCGAAAGAAUCAGAGAACAAAAAUGGCUAAAAAUGAUAUACAACUGGGACAGUGUGUCUUCUGAAAAGCUCAAAAAACGUGUAUACAAAGGCAUUCCAAAUUCAUUGCGUGGUAAGGUGUGGGCAAAACUAUUACAUGUUGAUCAACUUACUGAUGAUCAGAAAAAUAAAUAUAAACAUAUGUGUGAGUUAGCAUGGGAGCAUUCACCUGAUGUCAGACAAAUUGACCUAGAUGUGAAUCGUACAUACCGAGAACACAUUAAUUUUCGUAAACGGUACAAUCUUAAACAACGAGAAUUAUUCAACAUUCUAUCGGCCUAUAGUAUUUAUAAUUUAGAUAUUGGUUAUACUCAAGGGAUGUCACAAAUUGCUGCUUUAUUAUUAAUGUAUUUAACUGAAGACGAAGCUUUCUGGGCUUUAUCUACUCUAAUUUCUGAUAACAAGUAUAAUAUGCAUGGUUUUUUUAUCCCAGGCUUUCCUAAAUUAAUAAGAUUUCAAGAUCAUCAUGAUAAAGUAAUGAAUAAACUAUUACCAAAAUUGAAAAGACAUUUGGAUAAAAAUGGAGUUGAAACUGGAUUAUACACUCUAAAAUGGUUUUUUCAAUGUUUUUUGGAUAGAAUACCAUUUAAAUUAACAUUGAGAGUAUGGGAUAUAUUUUUAUUGGAAGGUGACAAAAUAUUAUCUGCUAUGGCGUAUUGCUUACUAAAAUUACAUCGUAAACAACUGUAUACUUUAGGAAUGGAUGAUAUACUUAAUUUUUUACAAGUGAAAUUAGAACAAAAUUAUCAGCAUUCAGCAGAUCAUACUAUUGAAAAACUUCAAGAAUGUCUUACCGAGUUGAAGAAAAAUAAACUUGAUAAUGCUGGACCACCAUCUCCAAAUGAACAGUUGAAAAGAGAACUAGGAAUAUUUAAUCCUGAUGAUAUCCCACUUAGGAAGCCUCAAAUUAAUGGAGUGGAAAAAAUUAGAAAACCCAUAAACAAUGACCGAAUUAGUAGUUCACCCGAUCAGGAUUCUCAAUGCCAAGGUUCAAUAACCACAAAUGGUAAAAAUAGUAUGGAUGAUGUAAGUUCAAUUGUUGGAGAUGGUUCUAGGCGUUCAUUACUAGAUACUAGUGUAACUUCAGCAGCUACCACAACUGUGUCUCCGCAAAGUAUACAAAAUUAUGAUGCCGGAUCAGAUGUUACAUGCGUUAGUCCUCAACCUGACGUACUACGUAUUUAUGUGCCAUAUGAUACUUCAACAAAAAAAUCUCCUACUUCUAUUUCUAACAAAAUAACAACAAUUGAGGUGGUGGAUGAAAUGGUUACCCCUACUGUAGAAACAGACGGUAUGUUUAAAGUGGUGUCUACUAUUAACUAAUAAUUAAUUGUACUAGAAUAUAUUAGACAUACUAAUUUGGCUGUGAUUGAAUACGGCUGGUGUUUACUCAGUUACUACCAGCAGUACCAUUUUCCAUGUAAAUUAGUUUAUAAUUUUUACAAUUUUGUUUAUGGUAUACAAUAUUUUUUUAAUCAAGACUUCUUAGUAAAAUUAGCAUUAUCCCUUACACAUAUUUUAAUUAGAUGUAAUUAUAUGUAAGAGAAAAUAUUAUGUAAUAAUAAGUAUCAUGUAACACGAGUCAUUAAAUAUAAAUAACUUAGUAUUGAUUUGAUGCAGCGCCUAUAUUAAUAGCUGUUAAUUAAUUUUAGGUUUUUAAUACUAUUUUUA